AUGCUUCAUCGACUCCAUCCCCUCAAACGAACCUCUAGACUUCUACUACAAAGGCACCCUCCCAAUCUACGGCGCUGCUUCCACUCAGAGACUGUGCUGUCAGAAUUAGAGGAUCGAGGAUUCAUCUCCGCGGUUACUAGGCGUGAACAGCUUAUUGGCACACUUCAAGCUAGUCGUCAGACCGUCUAUUCUGGAAUUGACCCAACAGCGCGUUCGCUGCAUGUCGGCCAUCUAUUACCUAUGAUGUGUCUGGUACAUUUCCAGUUGCAAGGGCAUCACAUCAUUCCGCUCAUAGGUGGAGCUACUGCUCUGAUAGGCGACCCCUCUGGACGCUCGGCAGAGAGGCCACACCUAGAGAGGGCAGCUGUCGAAGAGGAUAUGCAGAAGCUAACAGCCAACGUCCAGACAUUCUUCGAUCGCGCUCUAGCAUAUGCAGCGAAGAAACGUCCAUCUUCCCAAGAGUCGUAUUCCACAGCUAGGGUCAUGAACAAUAUUGAAUGGUUGGGUGAACUCGGGUUAUUGGAGUUCUUACGCUCAACAGGAAUAUAUGCCAGAGUCAAUACCAUGAUAGCGCGAGAUAGUGUUCAGUCCAGGCUCAAAUCACAGCAGGGUAUCUCUUUCGCUGAAUUUUCCUAUCAGCUUCUUCAGGCGUAUGAUUUUUUUUCCCUUAACAAAAGAGCUGGAUGCACUAUCCAAAUCGGGGGAUCAGAUCAAUGGGGAAAUAUUAUUGCAGGCAUCGAGCUGAUAAACCGAACUACAAAUUCUUCGACUUCAGGAACUUCAGAGGGUGAUAGAGGUUUUGGUAUCACCACACCUCUGCUCACCACAGCAACGGGGGAAAAGUUUGGGAAGAGCUCAGGCAACGCUGUGUGGUUGGAUGAAAGUUUCACCAGUGUGUUUGAUUUUUACCAGGCGAGUCACAACUUCUUCAUGCGGACCUUGGAUGACGAUGUUGGUCGGUAUCUGCGUCUGUUCACACUCCUCCCCCUAUCAACUAUUGAUGAUAUCGUCUCAAAGCACCAAAAACACCCCCAACAGCGAAUAGCUCAGAAGAUACUCGCUGACGAAGUGACUGAGCUUGUGCAUACAGUUCAAGGCGUGAAACGUGCCCAAGCCGCAACUAAAGUGCUCUUUGAGACCGACUUGACAGACAUCCUUGCGAACGAUGUGCUGCACGCAUUUAGAGGAGACACACGCCUUCAUUUUGUCAACAGUAACGAGAUAUUCGGCGUACCAGUCGCGCAUCUGGCUGUUCGUUACAAGCUGGCUCCAUCGAACGGUGCCGCGAGGGCCCUUGUGUCUUCGGGCGGUCUCUAUCUCAACGGUAUGGCCAUUGUCUCGGGCCAGGUCCUAAGCUCUCGAGACCUGAUCGACGGCAAUCUCGUCAUUCUGCGCGCAGGGAAGUCCAAACAUGCAAUUAUGUCUCUAGCUUGA
This is a messenger RNA of Heterobasidion irregulare TC 32-1, 1434 nucleotides long. RefSeq lists its product as uncharacterized. NCBI's taxonomy places the organism in Eukaryota, Fungi, Basidiomycota, Agaricomycetes, Russulales, Bondarzewiaceae. The transcript is spliced from 8 exons. Bases 1 to 1434 code for a protein of 477 amino acids. Gene Ontology annotation, molecular function: RNA binding; ATP binding; tyrosine-tRNA ligase activity. The record is from RefSeq and is a predicted model, not a curated record. Gene Ontology annotation, cellular component: cytosol; mitochondrion. Gene Ontology annotation, biological process: tyrosyl-tRNA aminoacylation.